Dromiciops gliroides (monito del monte) is the source of this 4527-nucleotide messenger RNA. It is a transcript of the gene TRIM41, whose product is annotated as tripartite motif containing 41. The transcript has 6 exons. The coding region runs from base 876 to 2756 and encodes 626 amino acids. NCBI's taxonomy places the organism in Eukaryota, Metazoa, Chordata, Mammalia, Microbiotheria, Microbiotheriidae. Gene Ontology annotation, molecular function: protein binding; zinc ion binding. Gene Ontology annotation, cellular component: nuclear body. The record is from RefSeq and is a predicted model, not a curated record.
CUGUUCCCACAACUUCACUCCAUUUCCGGUAACCGCCUGUUGGAAGGUGCUGCCCAAGACCUCCGUGGGGGGCUAGAGUGGCAACGGCGCUAACGAGGUUCUAAGACGCUUCGACGGAUGGCCUAGAGCGUCACCCUUCCUAUUCCCUUCCCCCCUCCAACUUGUGUCUUCCAUUGGGGGGGGAGGGUUAAUCCUCCAACCAUCGAGACGGCCCUGGCCUCCUUAAGUACCAUAGAGAUUUGGACGUUCUACGCCCGCCCCCCUCUUCCGCCUGGGGCGCUUACGGGAGAGCAGCUUACUAGCCCACUUCCUGUUGGCCGAGAACGCGAGAGCAGGAGGAGAAGAGAGGAGAGGGAGGGGGUGGGGCAGCCCAAGGCAGAAGGAGCCGAGGAACCUCGGGUGGAAGGAAAUGGGCGUGAGAAGAGGCCGGAAGUAAAGCAAAGGAUACAGGAAGUGAAGGGGAGGAGUUGGGGUGAGGGAGGGGGCCAUAUGAGGAGGGGGAAGGGGGAGUUGGGUAGAAUUUGCAUUCAGAACCCAGACUGGGGGUAUGAGCCUGGGGGGCCCGAAAUAGUGCCAUUUCUCCCUUCUGCAGCGUAGGGGUCGGGCUGGGGUUGGGAAGGGCUAGUUAUCAAUUAGGCUUGGAAUUAAGAGCUCUCUCCUUUGGGCCAUUGGGCUAGAAACUGUGGCGCCAGAGUGUGUGUUUGGGUCAGGGCAUCUUUGUGGCCCCCCCCCCCCUUGGGGAGUAGGGAAGAGAAAGGGAGGCUGGGUUGUAAAAUUAAGGAGGAAGAAUCACCCUCAUUUUACCCCCUCCCUCUUCCGGAUCUCCCCUCCCUAGCCCUUGGCAUAUAACUCUCCCUUGUUGACUUGAGACUAAGAUGGCUGCCGUUGCCAUGGCACCCAACCCAGUCCAGACUCUUCAAGAGGAGGCAGUAUGUGCCAUCUGCUUGGAUUACUUUACAGAUCCCGUGUCCAUUGGCUGUGGGCACAACUUCUGCAGGGUGUGUGUGACCCAGUUGUGGGGUGGAGAGGAUGAAGAAGAGAGGGAGGAGGAAGAAGAUGAAGGGGAAGAAGAGGUGGAGGCAGUGGGUGCCAGUGGUGGGUGGGACACCCCAAUGCGAGAAGAUGAGUACGAAGGGGAUAUGGAAGAAGAGGAAGUGGAGGAGGAAGAGGAUGAGGAGUUUUGGACCAAUAGCAUCAAUGGCCCUACCUGGGAUAACAUGGAUUAUGUGUGGGAUGAGGAUGAAGAGGAAGAUUUGGACUACUACCUGGGGGAUGUGGAAGAAGAACUGAGAGGUGAGGAGGAGGAGGAAGAUGAAGAUGAGGAGGUGUUGGAGGAAGAUGAAGAGGAAGAACUAGAGCCAGCUACCCCUCCACCACCAGCCCCUGCUCCUAGGCGUAGAUUCACCUGCCCCCAGUGUAGGAAGACUUUUCCCCGUAGGAGCUUUAGACCCAACCUACAAUUGGCCAACAUGGUGCAGGUAAUUCGGCAAAUGCACCCAGCCCCUCGGAGAGGAAGCCGGGGAAAUGAGCAAGGUGUAUGCCCCAAGCACCAAGAGGCUCUGAAGUUGUUCUGUGAGGUGGAUGAGGAGGCUAUCUGUGUGGUAUGCCGGGAAUCAAGAAACCACAAGCAACACAGUGUGGUGCCGUUGGAGGAGGUGGUGCAGGAAUACAAGGCCAAGCUGCAGGGUCACGUGGAGCCAUUGAGGAAGCAUCUGGAAGCUGUGCAGAAACUGAAGGCCAAGGAAGAGAGGAGGGUCACUGAGCUCAAGAGUCAGAUGAAGACAGAGCUGGCAGCAGUAGCAUCAGAAUUUGGAAGAUUGGCACGGUUUCUGGCUGAUGAACAAGCUGGGCUAGAACGGCGCUUACGGGAACAGCAUGAAGCCCAGUUAGGGCGAGCAGGAGCAGCAGCGGGGCGCCUAGGGGAGCAAGCUACACAGCUAAGUAGACUGCUGGCUGAAGCACAAGAGCGAAGCCAACAGGGGGGACUUCGGCUGCUCAAGGACAUCAAGGAGACUUUUAACAGGUGUGAGGAGGUACAGCUGCAACCUCCAGAGAUCUGGUCCCCAGAUCCCAGCCAUCCCCACAGUCAUGACUUCUUAACAGAUGCCAUCGUGAGGAAGAUGAGCCGGAUGUUCUGUCAGGCUGCCCGAGUGGACCUGACUCUGGAUCCUGACACUGCUCAUCCAGCCUUAGCCCUGUCACCAGACCGACGUGGGGUCCGUCUGGCAGAGCGGCGUCAGGAACUCCCCGACCACCCCAAACGAUUUUCAGCUGAAUGCUGUGUGCUGGGUGCCCAGGGCUUCCGCUCUGGUCGCCACUACUGGGAAGUGGAGGUGGGAGGGCGGCGUGGUUGGGCUGUAGGGGCUGCUCGUGAAUCAACUCGUCACAAGGAGAAGGGGGGACCACCAGGGGGUUCUGGGGGUGGUAGUGGGGAUGCCACACCAUCCCGCCACCACCAUCGCCGCAGACGGCCCCAUUUGCCCCAGCAGCCAAUGUUUCAAAGGGAGGUGUGGUGUGUGGGCACCAAUGGGAAGCGCUACCAGGCACAGAGCUCAACUGAGCAGACGCCUUUGAGCCCUGGUGACAAGCCACACCGAUUAGGGGUAUACCUGGACUAUGAGGCAGGACGACUGGGCUUCUAUAAUGCUGAGACUCUGGGACAUGUACACACCUUCUCAGCUGCCUUUCUGGGUGAGCGGGUCUUCCCCUUCUUCCGGGUGAUUUCCAAGGGCACCCGAAUCAAACUCUGCCCCUGAAGCACCCCAAUGCUUGUUUCCCCCCCCCCCCAAACUUCCCUUAUCUUGGUAGGGGUUAAGGAUGGUUCCUCAAGCUGGGGGGGGGGGAGGCAGAGAGGGGUUCUCUUCAACUCUUGUUCUCCUAUGUUCCCACUUCCAGUUUUCAUUCUUAUCUACUCUGUCCUCUUAUCCUUGUCUAUAGUUGGGUAUGGGUCCCUGAAAUGGAAUUGUUAAACAAUCUGCUUUUCCUGCAUAUUCUACCCUACCCCCUCUCCAAUUCCAUCUCUAUUUUUUGUCUACCAAAAUGAAUUUUAUUUGGGGGAGGGUAUUCGAGUUGUUUUUGUAUUUAAUGGAGUAAGACCCUUCCCCUCGACAUAUAUACAUAUAUAUAUAUAUACACCUUUCUGUCAGCUAUCUAUAGCUGAGGGGGAAAUAUGGGGAGGUUGGGUUCCUCUAAGGUUCUUUUGUCUCUCAGAUCAGAACCAUAAUGGUUGCCACUCGUAUGGUUUUGUUCUUUUUCACCUCUGCCUCCUACUCCAUUCCUUUUUAUCCUGUUCUGCUGCUCACUUGCCUCCCACCUCCAUUUCCUGAAGGAGUUUGUCACCAAAACACGUGACUCUAGUGUCUCAGGCUCAGAUUCCCCUUCCCUCUCCCCAGUUUGUGGCUUGCAGCAUCCCCUACUUGACAGCCCACUAGGGGAGGUAGGGAUCAGUUUGAUCCUUUGAGAAGAGUCUUGGGCAUAGUCUCUAUUUUUCUAGAACCCUUCACUUCCAGUUUGGGGGCUUAUUCCAAGUUGGAGGUAACCCUCCCACCCCACUCUGUAUUUCUUAUCCUCCUGCCUUUCUCUGUACUGCUCUUUGGCCGAGGUUGGUUUAGAGGAAAACUGAGGGGUGGGAGUGGAAAAUGGUGUGUAGAAAUGGACAAUAAAAGUUUACUGUUUAUCAGUUUCAGUGAGUAUAGUUUUAUUUUAGCUUGUGAGUGAAGAUGCUAUCCAGUCCCUUCCAGUGAGUGGAGUGCCACUCUGCAUGAAAUAGGGGCCUUUAUCUAAUGGAAGUAACUGGAGGAAAUUGAGCUGUGACACACAUAAAGGUCUCAAGUUUUAGGGAGGUAGUGCCACCCCACAAAGUACAUACCUGUAAGUGCUAUUUGAUUUUCUUUGGAUCUUUUUCCUCCUCUACCAGGCUCUGCCUUGAUUACCUUAAGUUUUCUUCAUCUGUUCUGCUUUUCAUUUUCUUAUCUUCAUUUUUAUAAGAUCUCAUUCUCCAUACCCCUCUCACACAACACCCUUUAAAUGGGAAUCUUUCUUGCCCCUUUCCUUGAAGGCUUUCCAUUCUUUUUGGUGCUGCUUCUUUUGCUGCAGUUUCCUACCCAAGUUACGCUUUAAACAACUCAUCUUCCCCAUAUAUUUGGAUUUUCCUCCACUAAGCCCAUUCAUUAACACCUCCCACUCCACUUUUAACACCAAGGGAACUGAAUUACCACUAACAUCCAAUAACUAAAAGAAAUAAACCAGAAGGAAGAUACAAUUCACAGUGCUUUUAAGAGAAUUGUUGAGAUGGAAAGAAGUCAUCUAAAUGCAAUGUCCACUUAAACCCAUGUAAGGGUCCCUGUGCUCAUGGCAUGACUUAGAAAACUACACAUAAUAUUCUGUUGUAUUUUUAUUUUAUUAAAACAUUUCCUAGUUGCAUUUUAAAUCUCGUCUAGCCACCUUCGUUUAGAUCAUUUUAUAGAUGAACAAACAGGCACAAACAUUUAAGUGACUUAGCCAAACAAAGCCCUAUUUCAAAUCCAG